UCGGCGCGGCCGGAGCGCGGAGGGCGGCUCGGCGCCCCUGCCGGCGUCCCGCGCUGUGGAGGACGGCAUCUGGAGCGUCCCGGUGACGGCGGCGACACACAGGGAACGAGCAUGAGCGAAUUCCAAGCCAAGGAUAUCGGCCUGCGGGCGCAGAAGAAGCUGGCCAGCAAACUCAGCAAUAUGACGGUGGCCAAGAUGGUCGUGGACGAGCCCACCAGCCAACUGCUCGAUAACCUAUGCAAGCUCUGCAAGGAAGUGAGCGGCGACAAGAAAGUGUCAGAGAAGGUGACGAAGAACCUGAUCAAGGUCAUGGUGAAGGUUGGCAUCCUGAAUAAGAACAACCAGUUCAACCAGGACGAGCGGGUGCUGGCGGCUCAGUUCCAGCGCAAGUUCCAGAUGACUGCCAUGACCAUCGUCAGCUUCUACGAGAUCGACUUCACCUACGACCAGAGCUUCAUCACGCAGAGUUUGGCCGACAUGAAGAGCAUCCUGCUCAAGCUGGUCGAACGCCAUCUGACGGACAAAACGGUGACGCGGAUCGACAGUGUGUUCGGAUUUUUCGGAAAUCCGCAGUUUUUAGACGAUGUGUUCUCGGGCGAUUCGAUCCACCGCGCGUUGCUCGGCACCAUCACCAAAGACCUGAACGCGCUCCUAGAAACGUUCGAAGACGACGCCGGCUAGAGCAAAGCUGGUGCAGGCGCGGCUGUGACCACAGGGAGUCAUUGUUUUGUUUCAUCUAGCUGCAGACACAUGCGUUUUGUUUAGGCCUACCUGUUUUCGUGCAGGCGGCGUGUUUAUGUUUUACUGUUUGGAUUGUGAACUUGCCCAAACUUACCCUUCUUACACCAGUGAUUUAUUUUACUCACGCUAAAAUUUGUGAGCGCUCGCCCUUUGAUAGAGUUGAAGUGAAAUAUUCUCCCGUCAAACUUUGGGCGAAAGUAAUAUAACUAAUGUUCACCGAGCUCGCAAGAUGAAUUUUAUAACUAUACGUGUUUGUAAAUUUGGUAAGUGCAUUGUCUUUGGAACUUGUAAGCGAACACGGCAACACCGGCAAUAAUUUGGCUGUUGCCAACCCAGACAUGCUCGCCUGAAUACCAUGCAUCUAGAUUAAUAUGCAAUUUUACCCUACAGGGCUUGUCGACAGCCACAUUUGGUUAAUUUUUCGUUUGUUUGUUUGAACAAUUUAGUACGAGUUCCGUCGACUGCUUUGCGUGUUGUUUUCCUCACACUUCGAGCACAAGAAGAAUUCUGUGUUACGUGUGGCCAGCGAUCUUACAGACAAAAUGUGGUUGUCAAAUGUUUUCCGGAGUAUCCACGAUUUCCCCUGUAAUUUUUGUGGUGCUUAAACAGAUUGACUUUUCGAUGGACUGGGCUGGCCUAGUCAGGUAUUUACCAUAUUUAUUGCAGAGCGAUUGUACAUGGCAAGUGCGAUUUGUAACAUACAUGCUCAAUACCCUAAACGUUUAUUCAAGCCAAUAAUAUAUGUGGAUUCGAGCCACAAGGACUACCUCUAAAAAUAUCCAGGCUGCCAAUGCGAUGCUACAACAAAACGAAAGCGGGAACUUUUCAUGAUGAAUUCGACUGGUCCCAUGCAGUCUCCAAGAUCGGACCAUUUUGAUAACCAUGCCUACCAUGAAACGGCAGAAGAAAAGGAGGGAUAUAAACUGUUCAUUU
Messenger RNA from Pollicipes pollicipes, 1674 nucleotides. RefSeq names its product tumor necrosis factor alpha-induced protein 8-like protein. The record is from RefSeq and is a predicted model, not a curated record. Lineage: Eukaryota; Metazoa; Arthropoda; Thecostraca; Pollicipedomorpha; Pollicipedidae. The transcript is spliced from 3 exons. Gene Ontology annotation, cellular component: cytoplasm. The coding region runs from base 112 to 681 and encodes 189 amino acids. Gene Ontology annotation, biological process: regulation of apoptotic process.